AUGUCAUCACCAACUACAAAGAGACAGGCUACUAGGAAGAAGAAUGUGCAAUCUGAAAGUGCUCAACAUUCACAGACCACAACUACAAAGUCCCAAUCAAAAAGCUCUGAAGGAGAUACUGAAAAAUCUGGAGUGGGGCGAAAGAAUGUAAAGCGAAAACUUGACACAAGCAGCACAGGCCCAUGUCUGAAUGUUCAACUUAGGGAUCCACACGACACUCUCGCAGAUUUUCAAGAUGAAGAAGAAGAGGAAGAGGAGGAGGAAGCUGUGGAAGAGGAUAACUCUGAUCAUGUGGAGCCUGAUGUGGAAGAAGAGAAUGAUAAUGAUUCUGCUGAUCCGAAAAGAACAAUUUCCUUCAACUCUAAUGAACAACCGAUUGGUGAUCCAUCUGUGCAACUUGCCAGUGUGCUAGGGGUGCUUGUUCGGAAACUUCCAUUAACGUACAAGGAUUGGAGACUUGUCCCUUAUGAAGCCAAAGAAAACAUAUGGAAGAUAGUCUCGAACCGAUUCAUUGUGCCUGAGUAUUACAAAGACUAUUAUUUCAGCAAGAUGGGAACUUAUCUUAGAGAAGCAAGGUCAAGGAAAGCUGGUUUGGUACUCGACGCUUUGGAUCGGCUACAAGGGGAAGAAAAAAAGAAACGGAUGGAGAAGUUAAUGCCCAGGACCAUGACAGUUAGGGAGUGGGAAGAGUUUGUGAAACAUGUAGACUCUAUUGAAUUCAGAUCUGUCAAAUGA
Papaver somniferum (opium poppy) is the source of this 735-nucleotide messenger RNA. RefSeq names its product bromodomain-containing protein DDB_G0278469-like. Bases 1 to 735 code for a protein of 244 amino acids. The transcript has 4 exons. The record is from RefSeq and is a predicted model, not a curated record. NCBI's taxonomy places the organism in Eukaryota, Viridiplantae, Streptophyta, Magnoliopsida, Ranunculales, Papaveraceae.